AUGUCUUCUGAAAGAGCGUGUAUGCUUUGCGGAGUAGUAUUAACAACGGCAGAGUUCACAAAGGAUGGAUGUCCGAACUGUCAAGGAAUAUUUGACGAAGCAGGUGUAAGCACAAUGGAGUGUACUUCUCCUUCCUUUGAAGGCCUCGUUGGAAUGUGCAAGCCCACCAAAUCGUGGGUUGCUAAGUGGAUCAGCGUAGAUCCUUAUGUACCCGGGAUGUACGCCAUCAAGGUUGAUGGAAGAUUACCGGUGGAAGUCUCUGACAUGUUGCCGCACUAUAAACCAAGGGAUGGGACUCAGGUAGAUUGA
Molecule: messenger RNA, 309 nt
Organism: Lachancea lanzarotensis
Lineage: Eukaryota; Fungi; Ascomycota; Saccharomycetes; Saccharomycetales; Saccharomycetaceae
Gene: SPT4
Product: LALA0S01e11320g1_1
Exons: 1
Coding region: 1-309 (102 amino acids)
Biological process (GO): regulation of transcription elongation by RNA polymerase II; positive regulation of DNA-templated transcription, elongation; chromatin organization
Cellular component (GO): DSIF complex; nucleus
Molecular function (GO): RNA polymerase II complex binding; zinc ion binding
Source: RefSeq, a predicted model, not a curated record